AUGGUACGCCAGGGGUAUGUGGUAGUCUACAUCAUGAGGUUCAUCAAGGCUGACCUGACCGGCUACAGCAUAUGUCGUGAAUUUGCUCGGGACGGCAAAUGCCGGUUCCGGAAGUGCAAGUUUUCACAUAGUAUUUCUAACAGCUCGGACACGGACAAGAAGGACCAGCGUGACAAUAGUAACACAGCUGGUGACUCAUUGAGCAAGGAGCCUGAGCGGACAGAUAGCGAGGGUGACUCACGCAUCCCCGGACAGGCCGUCCAGAAGAAUGACAAGCUCCUCCCUCUGUUCAACAUGAACCAAACCUUCCCAGGUGGACGUCACAAUAAUGAUUCAGCAGAUAUCUGCGACAUCCGAAUCUUGCCCACACCAGAAGAGAUUUUAUCCCCGCAUCCAGAGUAUCUACCCGUCAAAGACCCUGAGCAAUGGCACCUCGACGGUGUCCCUGGUCUUCUUGACCGAAAUUUCCGAUUGCUGAGACAGGAUACCGUCGGCCAGUUGAGGGAUACCAUCCGCGCCGUGCUUCAACCGUCUACAAACCGGCGGAAAGCAAAAACCCAGCCUCGAGCGUAUGCCGAUCCCAACGUGAGCAUCGCAGCCUUGUUUUUCAGUCAACGCAUCGGUCUCAAGUUUGUCAUUCAGUUCCGUCAGUUAUAUCAUGUACAGCGCAUGAGUAUCAAGCAGCGCGAGGAAUGGUGGGAACUGUCCAAUCGUCUCCAGGGAGGGGCCUUUCUAUGUCUUGUCGAUGCGCGUGGGGAGGUUCUCUUUUGCACUGCAGCUGAACCACCCAAAUUGACACCACGCAAUCCAAGGCCAAAAGACUGGUCCUCCCUAUGGAAAGACAAGGAUAUCGCGACCGUGGCCUUGGAGCUCAUCGAUCCCAGCGGAGACGACGUGCAGUUUAUUCUCGGCCGCUAUCGCCCGCGCGGCACCGUGCAACUUACCCUCCUGGAAUUUCCGGGCAUUCUGUUUCCUGCAUUUGGCCCGACUUUGCAGGCGUUGCAGGAGAUGAAGCGAAGCGGAGAUCUGCCUUUUGCAGAGUUUUUGGCACCGGUAUCGUUGGAGACUUGCGAUCAUUCUAUGGAUGUACCUCCACCAGAGUAUGCCCUUAAGCCAGGGUUUAGCUUUGAUUUAAGCUGCUUGAUGACGGACAAGACACCCCUGAAAAUCCGACGGGGCCAGACGUUUGACAUUCAGAAGCUUCAAGAUCAUUCCGCUUUGGACAAGACCCAAGCGGUGGCAUUGGUCAACACCCAGCAGCGGAGAAUCGGUUUGAUACAGGGUCCUCCAGGCACCGGGAAGAGCUACACGGGUGUCGCUCUCAUUAAGGUGUUGUUGGCCAACGGUGGGAAAGACAAGGGCAAUAUCGGACCGAUCAUCUGCGUCUGUUACACGAAUCACGCCCUGGAUCAGCUUCUAGAGGAGCUUCUGGAGAAGAAGAUUGCUCAGAUUGUGCGAAUUGGAUCCCGCUCUCAAUCGGAGGUAGUGAGUCGCUACACCCUGCGCAAAUUGGUCCGAAAGACCAAGACGAAGUCGGAGAGGGGCGAGCUCCAGGCAUUGAAUCAACAAGUCGAAGAUUACAGAGAGUCUUUUGUCAAUCUGAAGUUGCAUUCCGAAGGUUCAGAGAGCGACUUGAAGCAAUUUCUUCAAACGCACGAUCCCAAGCACCAUUGCCAGCUCCUUGACAAGUAUGAUGAGGAAGCCUUCCAAAAGGCGCAACGCAAGCGAGGCGACGUCUUCCAGCAGUGGAUCAAAGCAGGCCCCUGA
Molecule: messenger RNA, 1767 nt
Organism: Aspergillus ibericus CBS 121593
Lineage: Eukaryota; Fungi; Ascomycota; Eurotiomycetes; Eurotiales; Aspergillaceae
Exons: 1
Coding region: 1-1767 (588 amino acids)
Biological process (GO): regulatory ncRNA-mediated heterochromatin formation
Cellular component (GO): nuclear RNA-directed RNA polymerase complex
Molecular function (GO): helicase activity; metal ion binding
Source: RefSeq, a predicted model, not a curated record